UUUGAAUAUUUUGAUAAGAAAUUUUAGUUAACUUAAAUAUUAGUAUUUUAAAUUCUUUUAUUUUGUGAAAGAAUUUGAAAUUCUUUCUUAGGAUACGACAGCUUCUGAUUCUUUGUUACUCUCUCUGUUUCCGUUGCCACACCAUGAACGUCACCCUUGUUGAUUCCGCGCUCUUCGCGUUUCUCUUCCCCUCGUUGUGGGAAAUCGAAGUCGCCGUCGCCGCCUCCGUCUUCGUCAUCCUCGCCUACCGCUUCUUCGCCGCACAGACCGGAUACGCCGAGGGAGAACAACAAGAGAAUCAGGAGGGAACAGAAACACCACCGAGCAACGAUGAAUUGGGAGGAAUUGCGAAGGCCUUCAACAUAUCGUCUCGAACGGCUUCUGCCAUAUCGAUAUGCAUGGCAUUGGCGGUGUUGACUUUUCCAUUGUUCAUGACUUCUUUGGGGCAGGGCAUGGUUCUGAAGACGAAGGUGCUGUCGUACGCGACGUUGCUGUUCGGAUUCUACAUGGCGUGGAACAUCGGCGCCAACGACGUGGCAAAUGCGAUGGGGACGUCGGUUGGAUCCGGCGCCCUCACGCUCCGGCAGGCGGUGCUGACGGCGGCGGUGCUCGAGUUCUCCGGGGCGCUGAUGAUGGGAACGCACGUGACCAGCACGAUGCAGAAGGGGAUUCUCGUCGUGAACGUGUUCAAUGGGAAUGAUUCUUUGCUCUUUGCCGGAUUGCUCUCUUCUCUCGCCGCUGCUGGCACUUGGUUACAGGUUGCAAGGUGCAGGCUUGCGUUGCAGAGCGUUAUAACAUUGCCAAUUGGGCUUGUCUAUUUGUCCUAAGUUUGGACUAGGAAAUAGGAAUUUGUCCGUUAUUGGAUUUGGAUUUGGUUGCUAA
Messenger RNA from Glycine soja, 882 nucleotides. Its product is annotated as inorganic phosphate transporter 2-1, chloroplastic-like. Bases 144 to 827 code for a protein of 227 amino acids. The record is from RefSeq and is a predicted model, not a curated record. The transcript has 2 exons. Gene Ontology annotation, biological process: phosphate ion transmembrane transport. Gene Ontology annotation, cellular component: membrane. Gene Ontology annotation, molecular function: phosphate transmembrane transporter activity. Lineage: Eukaryota; Viridiplantae; Streptophyta; Magnoliopsida; Fabales; Fabaceae.